This is a messenger RNA of Vicia faba (fava bean), 1050 nucleotides long. NCBI's taxonomy places the organism in Eukaryota, Viridiplantae, Streptophyta, Magnoliopsida, Fabales, Fabaceae. The record is from the annotation of a GenBank genome assembly.
AUGGCUGAUUCUACACCUACCGAUUCAGUGUCGGUGGAUAUGGAUUCCAUUACUCCUUCUCCUAAGGAACAUAUUAUCAGAACAUGCCAUGGUUCUGUCUCUGUUUCUGUGUAUGGAGAUCGGGACAAGCCAGCUCUAAUCACAUACCCGGAUUUGGGUUUAAAUUACGUCUCCUGCUUUCAGGGGAUAUUAUUUUGUCCUGAAGCAUAUUACUUGCUGCUCCACAAUUUUUGCAUAUAUCACAUUAGUCCACCUGGGCAUGAGUUGGGAGCAGCUAAAGUUGAUCCAGAUUACCCUGUUCUAUCUGUAGAUGACUUAGCCGAUCAAAUAGCUGAGGUGCUUAACUUUUUUGGUCUUAAUGCAGUUAUGUGUAUGGGAGUAACUGCUGGGGCUUACAUUCUUACUUUAUUUGCUAUGAAGUAUAGACAACGAGUUCUUGGUUUGAUACUUGUUUCUCCUCUAUGUAAAGAACCGUCUUGGUCUGAAUGGCUUUACAACAAGGUCAUGGCAAAUUUACUAUACUUUUAUGGCACGUGUGGGGUGGUAAAGGAAUUAUUGCUGAAGCGGUACUUCAGCAAGGAAAUUCGUGGGGGUACUCAUAUACCGGAAUCAGAUAUAGUUAAAGCAUGCCGAAGGUCGUUGGGGGAGAGGCAAAGCUUGAAUGUGUGGCGGUUCCUCGAAGCUAUUAAUAGGAGACCUGACCUAAGUGAAGGAUUGAGAAAAUUACAUUGCCGGUCUCUAAUUUUUGUCGGGGAUAUGUCUCCAUUUCACUCCGAGGCACUCCAUAUCACUUCAAAGUUAGACAGACAUUAUAGCGCCUUAGUUGAGGUUCAAGCAUGUGGUUCAAUGGUAACUGAGGAGCAACCUCAUGCUAUGUUAAUACCGAUGGAGUAUUUUCUCAUGGGAUAUGGCCUAUACAGGCCAUCAAGGUCAAGUGUCAGCCCAAGAAGUCCUUUGAGUCCAUCUUGCAUUUCUCCUGAGCUUUUUUCACCAGAGAGUAUGGGUUUGAAAUUAAAACCUAUAAAAACAAGAAUUGCUGGGGAAAUGUAG